Messenger RNA from Vicia villosa (hairy vetch), 577 nucleotides. Its product is annotated as large ribosomal subunit protein eL38z/eL38y-like. Gene Ontology annotation, molecular function: structural constituent of ribosome. The coding region runs from base 14 to 358 and encodes 114 amino acids. The record is from RefSeq and is a predicted model, not a curated record. Gene Ontology annotation, cellular component: cytosolic large ribosomal subunit; ribosome. The transcript is spliced from 3 exons. NCBI's taxonomy places the organism in Eukaryota, Viridiplantae, Streptophyta, Magnoliopsida, Fabales, Fabaceae. Gene Ontology annotation, biological process: translation; protein-RNA complex assembly.
GCCCAAAUAUGAUAUGGGCUUUCUUGUCAAACAAGUCCAAGAAGUAAGAGAGCGACUAGAAUUAGGGUUUAUCAGCGCCACUUUUCUACUUUCUACAGCUUACAUCACAUUUCCUUCCUUCCCUUUGCUCUCACCGUCGCUUGGAACUAUGCCUAAGCAAAUCAACGAGAUUAAGGAUUUCCUUCUCACUGCCAGAAGGAAGGAUGCUAGGUCAGUGAGAAUCAAGAGGAGCAAGGAUGUCGUUAAGUUCAAGGUCAGAUGUUCCAAGUACCUCUACACACUCUGUGUGUUUGAUGUUGAGAAAGCCGACAAGUUGAAGCAAUCACUUCCUCCAGGUUUGAGUGUUCAAGACCUUUAAAGGCAUUGGAUGAUGGAAACCAAGGAGUCAUUUGUUUCAUUCUUGUAAUGUUUGUUUCUUCUGUAGUUGAAUCUUGAGAUUUUGAGUUGGUUUCGUAAUGAGAUCAUAGCUAGGACAUGGUUUUUGUAAUGAGAAAUUAAAGAUUUUAAUGCCUGCUGAAACAUUUCAUGUUUCAGUGCUGCUGUUGGACUAAAUAUUUGAUCUUCUGUUUUAUUUUUA